CGAAGCCAGUCGUUCGGCUACCAAACACGCUUUAACCGCCGACGUGAAAACAUAACGAAGAAAAGUGUCAGUAUCGGAUGUUGUUAAGUGUUGAUGACUGUUAUCAGUGAGUGAUAUGGAGGAUAAUCAACACUUGGCUGAGGAAUACGUACAGGAAUUCGUCCUGGAUCAUUUAGAAGAUAUAACAGUGAAAAGAGAAGAUAAAAGACAAAUUAUUGAGGAAAAUACCGGUUGGAUACCUCACGAUGAUACAUCCAGAACGUUAUGUAGAAGUCAAUGGGAAGAUAGAAGGAUACCAUCACCAUCUCAAGAUUCUAUUUAUAUUCAACAACCGGUUUUAGUUAAUAUGACUUUAAUGAACGAUCCCGGUACGCCUCCGGAUACACCGCCUAAUCAUUCGCCUUUAGUUUGUAGACCACCAGGUAUUAUGGACGAAAUGAUGUGGUUUCCUACUAAUAUCCGAGCGGAACCUCAACCUUUAGACCUCCGACCUCUUCAUUGCAUGGGCGGCGAACCAGAUUGGGAACGAAGAGAAUACAUUCCAUCGGGUACGAUCACGGAAACGCCGAAUCAUCAUUAUAGUUUACACCAUCAAAGACCACAAUCGGUUUGUUCGGGUGCUAGUGCUUUAUCUCCACGAAUGAAUACCCAUAACAGUGGUUACUCCACUUGUUCCGAAGAUAUCAGUUUGAACGAUGAACUAUUGAUGAAUCUGUCGGUAAGAGAAUUGAAUAAAAGAUUACACGGUUGUCCUAGGGAGGAGAUAGUGAGGCUGAAGCAAAAAAGACGAACGUUAAAAAAUCGGGGAUACGCACAAAAUUGUCGAUCGAAAAGGUUGCAGCAACGACAAGACCUCGAACAAACCAACAGAAGUCUGCAGCACGAAAUCCACAGGCUGAAGAGCGAGCUGGCUAGAGUUUCCCAAGAAAGAGAUUUAUAUAAACAAAAACUACAACUCGGUAGACCGCCUCAUUUAAACGGCAGUCUCAAUUCGGAUGGACAGAGUUCCCCGGAGUUUUAUCUAUGACAUCAUUUUCCCGGUCGGAGACAUCAGUGAUUUUCGACCACUCGGUAUAUUAAAAAUGACAUUACCGGACGUAUUGUGAGUUGUACAAAGUUGGACUAAAAAGUUAUUUGCACAAUUUUUAAUUUGAAAGACUGUUCUCUACAGAGGUUAAUGCGUUAUUUUUUCGUCUCUGUUAUUCAAACACUUAAAGUGCAUGGCAUAUCUUUUUUUAUUAAUCGUUUUUUCAUUUUUAUAAUCUAUUUUUAUAUAAAAAAAAUUGACGGUUGUAAUAUGGAUAAUAUAUAAAAUAUGUUACCUUAUUGUAAAUAAAUUUACUUAGUUACAUAAGUAAAUUCUGUUUUAGAUUCAGU
Molecule: messenger RNA, 1377 nt
Organism: Diorhabda sublineata
Lineage: Eukaryota; Metazoa; Arthropoda; Insecta; Coleoptera; Chrysomelidae
Product: transcription factor MafA-like
Exons: 1
Coding region: 116-1027 (303 amino acids)
Biological process (GO): regulation of transcription by RNA polymerase II
Cellular component (GO): nucleus
Molecular function (GO): RNA polymerase II cis-regulatory region sequence-specific DNA binding; DNA-binding transcription factor activity, RNA polymerase II-specific
Source: RefSeq, a predicted model, not a curated record